Molecule: messenger RNA, 1429 nt
Organism: Terrapene triunguis (Three-toed box turtle)
Lineage: Eukaryota; Metazoa; Chordata; Testudines; Emydidae
Gene: DDOST
Product: dolichyl-diphosphooligosaccharide--protein glycosyltransferase non-catalytic subunit
Exons: 10
Coding region: 50-1414 (454 amino acids)
Cellular component (GO): oligosaccharyltransferase complex; endoplasmic reticulum membrane
Source: RefSeq, a predicted model, not a curated record
AGCGUGGCGAGGAUCGGUUCCGGGUGAGGCUGGCCCCCCUAGGAGGAAGAUGGAGGCAGCGGCCGCUCUCCCCUCAGGGCGGCUCCUGUUGCUGGUGCUAGUCGGGCUGGGCCUGGCCCAGGCGGACGGGGGGCCCCGCACCCUGGUGCUGCUGGAGAACAUCAACCUGCGGGACACGCACUCGCUCUUCCUCCGGAGCCUGGCGGAUAGAGGCUUUGACCUCACCUUCAGGACUGCUGAUGACCCUGGCCUGUCCCUCAUAAAAUAUGGAGAAUUUCUGUAUGACAACUUGAUUAUUUUCUCCCCAUCUGUAGAAGAUUUUGGCGGAAACAUCAAUGUGGAGACAAUUACUGCUUUCAUCGAUGGAGGCGGAAGUGUCCUUGUGGCUGCCAGUUCUGACAUUGGUGAUCCUCUGCGAGAGCUGGGCAGUGAGUGUGGAAUAGAGUUUGAUGAGGAAAGGACAGCAGUCAUUGACCAUCACAACUAUGAUAUCUCAGACCCAGGCCAGCACACGCUCAUUGUCGCAGACUCUGAAAAUCUACUGAAGGCUCCCACCAUUGUGGGGAAAACGCCAUUAAACCCUGUUCUCUUCCGAGGAGUUGGGAUGGUGGCUGAUCCUGAUAACCCUCUGGUCCUAGAUAUCUUGACAGGCUCCUCUACAUCUUACUCCUUCUUCCCAGAUAAGCCCAUCACACAGUACCCUCAUGCUGUUGGGAAGAAUACCCUUUUGAUUGCUGGUCUCCAGGCCAGGAACAACGCCCGUGUCGUUUUCAGUGGCUCCUUGGAUUUCUUCAGCGAUGCUUUCUUCAACUCUGCUGUGCAGAAAGCUACACCUGGCUCUCAGAGGUACUCUCAGACUGGUAACUACGAGCUGGCUAUUGCCUUGUCCCGCUGGGUAUUCAAGGAAGAGGGUGUGCUGCGGGUUGGAGAGGUAUCUCACCAUCGUGUAGGGGAGAGAUCACCACCUAAUGCCUACACUGUCACCGACCUCGUGGAGUACAACAUUGUGAUUGAAAAGCUCUCUGACGGGAAGUGGGUCCCCUUUGAUGGAGAUGAUAUUCAGCUGGAGUUUGUCCGCAUUGAUCCAUUUGUAAGGACUUUUCUGAAGAAAAAUGGUGGCAGAUACAGUGUGCAGUUCAAGCUGCCGGAUGUCUAUGGAGUGUUUCAGUUUAAAGUGGACUAUAACAGGCUGGGAUACACCCACCUGUACUCCUCUACACAGGUAAAUAGUGUGAACUGUCUUGUCCGUGUGGUAGGAAAUGUAAGAGUACUGGUUGAGAUUUCAAGUCAGGUACUUAAACUUUGCAAAUGGGCUGUUAAUCUUAAUUACCAUGUAGUUGCAUCCAGCCUUCCUUUGUGUGUGAAAUGGAUUUACAAGCUAUCUUACUCUGUUACCAUCUUCAGUUCUAUUUAGGAAGGCCUGGAAAUA